AAUCAUCAUUUAUGAUCGACUUAAUUAAUUAGCACUAGGUAGCAGUGUGUUAAUAAUUGGUUGUGAUAUAUUAAUAUUGUUCUUGCGUGACACUACUUCGAUCGGAUGAUAAAAUUAAUUGUUUAAUAUAAUUGUCUACGACUAGCUAGCUAGGGCUUGAUGCUCGACAAGUUUGAAUAGUUUUCAUGCAACAGUUAAUCGUCUUAGUCUUUGUAUCUCCUCGAUCGUGUAAUAACAUCGCAUAAAUUAACACGACUAAGUUAAUCUCAUCUGUAUAUAAAGUUCUUAUGCCCAUACUUUACAUAACAGCUAAUUAGAUUUUUAAUAUAUAGUGAUUUCCAAUCUUUUAUUUUAAAGACUUUGAGGCUGCCAAAUAAUGAAAUAAACUUUUUUGACGUCCGUGUAUUGCCAUUGAAUGGUAUAGGGUCCGUUCCUUCAAUUUAUUUUUAUUUUUUUUUUUGAAAUGGGAGACAAGGGGCUCUAAUUAAGUCUUUGAUGAUCAAAUAGUCGUACUAGAUAAUGACAAAAGGAGAGAUGAAAUUGGGUCGAAUAUCAGUGUUGGCGGCUUGGCGCUUCCCUUGUAUCGUAGACUCAAAGCCACUUACGCCACAAAUUAUAAUAAUUGAUGAGGUGUGUUGAGGUUAAAAUUUCAGUGAUUUUGGUGAUAAAAAUAAAUCUGUGUCUUUUUUUAAGGGAACUCGAAUAACUUUUAGAAAGAUUUGUGUACUGUGUAUAUCCUUCAUAACUGUGUCCGUGUAUGCCGGGUACGUAUUAUUGAAGGGAUUUCGUCUCCUAGUUUAUAGAGAUUUACUUACAUAGGGAAGGAUUAUGUGUAUUGUCAACGUCAGUUAUCUGCACUACUCGCGCCACUUCCAAUAGCCAUCCCGUCAUCACUACUAGCACCGUUAAUUAAUGCCCGAGUCUCAUAUCUAGUAUAAACUACUACUAACUUGUAAUUCCUUUAUUAGAAAACAUUUUGAAAUGAGCAUUAUUUAUCUGUACUGUGAAUAGUUGUAACUUAUUCAAGAAAAUCUGCCCCAACCCAUUAUUGUGUAUGGGCCGUAGGGCUUGAUGUUGGAUACUUGGAUGGAUUCAAAUAGAAAAGGGUCCAUUAAUUGUAAAUGAUUUCGCAAAGUAUUUUUGAAAGUUCAUAUGGAUUAAUUUUAGCUUGUCAUUUUCGCAUACGUGGAAUGUAUACGAGUUUAUCAAAAUUAUAAGAGAACUGUCUUUUCUAUAUAUUGUGAGCAAUGUAUAUGUCUGUAUUGUAGAAUAGAUAUAUUUGUAUAUAAUUAUUAUGUUACCAUAACUAUAAACGUUCACCAAAAUUAUAAGACAAUUUUGUAACCUAUGCACUGUAACCCCAAUUAUGAGGAAUGGAAAACAAUAGAUAUGCAUUCCACGUAUGGUACUACUAAUUACACUUCUGUCUCCGAUUGCUAUGAAAUAUUCAAUCUCUAGCCUAGCUACUUAAUUUAGGAAAUUCAGAAGGGCUAUGGCCCAUUGCCAUUGCAACCUUAUAAAUUCUUGUAUAAAUUAGCUAGGUAGCCCAACAACACUUUUCAUCAAUUACCCAAAAAUCGGAACUCAAACUUGAAUCAUGUAUCCUUCCACCGGCGUAUCGGCUCAGUCCACGACCGAAUGGUCCACUGGCCUUUGUGAUUGCACCAAAGAUUGGUCUACUUGUUGCUUGACAUGUUGGUGUCCUUGCAUUUCUUUUGGUCGAAUGGCGGAGGUUAUCGAUAAAGGAACCACAUCCUGUGUUGGAGGCGGAACUAUUUAUAUGAUACUAUGUUGGUUUGCUGGAUUUCAAUGCCUAUAUUCCUGCAUGUAUCGUUCUAAGCUGCGGCAACAAUACAUGUUGCCCGAGGAACCUUGCACUGAUUGCCUUGUUCAUGUUUGUUGCGAGCUUUGCGCUUUCUGCCAAGAGUACAGCGAACUCAAGUACCGUGGCAUUGACCCAUCUCUUGGAUGGCAACAAAAUGUUGCGAAGCAGAAUCAAGGAGUUGUGAUGCCACCGGUUGGUCCGGGUGAAAUGAAACGUUAGUAUGUUCGAUCGAUGACACAAUUUGAAGAUAUAUAGUACUUGUGAUCAUGCUAUGCAUUAGGAGUGUGAAGAAUCGAGUAUCAUGUUUAUUAAUUUAUUUGUUACUUUUUGUCAAGUGAAGUAAAAACAAUGUGAUAAUUAGCCUAUUGGCCAAUAUAAUAAAACGAAUAAAAUUUAAAGUUA
Molecule: messenger RNA, 2227 nt
Organism: Erigeron canadensis
Lineage: Eukaryota; Viridiplantae; Streptophyta; Magnoliopsida; Asterales; Asteraceae
Product: cell number regulator 10-like
Exons: 4
Coding region: 1598-2044 (148 amino acids)
Source: RefSeq, a predicted model, not a curated record